AUGGUUUUCGCGCGCCGCCUGAGCGCGAAGAAGGCUCGCUUUACGUGCAAGAAGCUCGCCUUCCUCGAGGUGCAGCGUUUCCAGCGCGAAGAAUAUGGGCGCUGGCUGACUCGUCGGAAGCGCGCUGAGCGUGUGCUUUUCUUGCCGUCAGUCAAAGAUGAGGUUGGAGAGCUGUCGGCGGAGUCCAUGCAACGGAUUCUUCACCAGGGCUCUGCGUUCCACUUCUCCAAGCACCUCGUUGUUGAGAGGCAGGAUUCCCUGCACCACCUCCUUUUCGGCGGGGUGCUCAAUGUGAGGCGUUUGGACCCGAUUGACUUGGUACUGUUGGUUUCGGUGCUGACGAAACUUCCGUCGACAAACAAUGCUUUGCUUUCGCGUGCCCUGUUGCAAUGCGAUCUGCACUUUGAAAGCCUCUCGCUGCCUGAGGUCGCACAGGUGUCUUUCCUCAUAAGGGAGCUCCCUGAAAGCCUUAGGGAGUCUUUUAUCCGCCAAUGGCUGCCCAAAGUUGUACGUCUGUUGAGCAGGCUGAACCUCGACGGGGUGGGAGCCAACCUGAGCAGCCUGGCCAAACUCUGCUUUACGAUAUCGCAUUUUGCCCCCCAUCUUAGGCAUCCGCUAUUUGUUAUGCUCACGUCACUUGAGGUCGGUGACAUUCCGGAUCCUCAGCUGUUUUCACGUGACUGCUCGCUCGUCUGCGAGAGCAUGUCGUCGAGUGGCGUGGUGAAUUACGGUUUUCUGAAGGACGCCUGCCAUUUUUACGAGUCGCAGCUGAACAAAACGGUCGAGUCAUUGAGCGACCGUUUGCGGCGUCGUCAGGCGCUGUCGGGCCAUAAUGUGGUAUUUCAUUUAGAGGAUGGCGGCAUUGAAUCCGCUGUGGACAUCGAGCAUUUGUUGACCUUCGUGUCCACCUGUGAACGUUUCGGCUACCACAAAAAGACGCUUAUGGAAGCGUUGGAUCGCUACGUCGACUGCUGUAGCGUCGUUUUUGUCAAUGAGUGCCGGGCAGCCGAGCACUACCGGCGCCACGGAACCAGUACCUCCGAUCAGCUGCCGAGAAAAUUCGCCGAAGCAGUUCGCAGCGGACGGUACAGGCACCCAGUGAGCGGGAAACAGCAGCUGCAAAAGUUACUGAGGGACCUGCUGGCCAGCCUGUCAACUGAGAAGCACGGGUAUUGGUGUUUGGGCGCUAUCCACAGCAUCGGCACAAAAUACGUGACGCAGCGCCGCACCUUUGCCAGGUUUUUGGAUUUCGUUAUGCGCAAUAUAAACAAAGAUAUGCUGACCACGGCUGAGCAGCGCAUCCUUCGUGGGCUCUGUUCUUCGUAUCAGCCAUUCCUAUGCGAGCUGACUGCGCACCUGGGAGCACUCAUGAGGGAUAGCGCCAUCCAAGCAGCUGAGCAACCGCAAACCCAACCGCACCAUAAUUGCACCGGCGAAAUGCGUUCGGUUGACUUUUGCAACAUAGCGUCUACGGUAAACAGCUUUCGGGAAACGUGCGCGUCGUACAUCGCUGACCGCCGGCCCGAGAGCCUGACCACGUUGUUAUCGUUGUUUCCGAUUCUGGCCGCAAAGCUUCCGGAUAUCGUAUGCUGGGAUUGCGUGUGGCAGAUGCUGAACGUGAUCGCGGAGUCACGCUGCAUUGACAUGCUGCCGCUGGUUCGCUCAUUUUUGGAGGAGUCAUUUUUAGCAUUCCAACCCCUAUCGCAGGCAGCUGGCGACAUAUCAACUGUGACUGCACACCUAAUAGGGAGCGAAUGUACAACUGACGGCUAUUUGCUAUACCUGGAUAGCUGCGUUCGCAUCGUCGAGCUGCUAUCAGAAGCCGAUCUCUCUCGCGACGACGCCGACCUGAGUAUGUUCGGACACUUCUUCGAGCUGCUGACCAAAGUCGGCCACGUGUUACAACGCCACAGCGACGGGUUCGACGCCGACCGCCGCCUGGCGAUAGAACGGCUGCAUAGCCUUUUGCAGCGGUACCUCGUGAAAUUCUCGGAAGUCAAGCGGUAUCUACCGGGCGUGGAAGUGCCUAAUGCGGUGUAUGUGCAAGUUAUGGGCGGGAUUUACAGGCAGUGCGGGCUGGAUUCGACUCCCGCUGCCAUGAGUGCGGAGAAGGCUGUUGAGCUGCUUCGCUGUCUGCGCGUCGCUGAAAACACGGCAUUCAUCAGCAAAAACACCGAUUUGGUUCGACACAUCCUAUUCCAGGGCUGCCUGGUACCUUAA
Babesia bigemina is the source of this 2220-nucleotide messenger RNA. RefSeq lists its product as hypothetical. Lineage: Eukaryota; Apicomplexa; Aconoidasida; Piroplasmida; Babesiidae. The record is from RefSeq and is a predicted model, not a curated record. The transcript has 2 exons. The coding region runs from base 1 to 2220 and encodes 739 amino acids.